This is a messenger RNA of Candidula unifasciata, 2760 nucleotides long. The record is from the annotation of a GenBank genome assembly. NCBI's taxonomy places the organism in Eukaryota, Metazoa, Mollusca, Gastropoda, Stylommatophora, Geomitridae.
GAUGAUCCUGACGACAGCAAGGCAGGUACACGAAAACAGAUCAGGAAGGUCAUGUCCAGCAAGAAGCUAGAAGAUGCCACCCGAGCUGCGGCCAAGGCUGAGGAGAAGAGGAGGAAACGUAUUGCUGCCAAACAGCGAGAAUUUAACAUAGAGACCAUUACAGAUGAGAAUAACCCAAUGAACGUUCAGAUCACAACCAAGCUGGUUUUGGAAGCUGGUAAGGAGGAAGGUGACGAGCCGAUUGUUGAGGUCAGCAAGAAGCUUGUCUGUAAGCUGAAGCCACAUCAGGUGGAAGGUGUUCAGUUCCUCUGGGAUUGCUUAUAUGAAAGUGUCAAGAGGGCCAAGAAAGAGGAAGGCGCUGGAUGCAUUCUGGCCCAUUGCAUGGGCUUGGGAAAAACACUUUCGGUGAUAGCCUUUGUGCACACCAUCCUGACCCAUCAGAAGAUCCUGAAGCACAGAACAUGCCUUAUAGUCAGCCCUUUGAACACUGUGCUCAACUGGAAGAAUGAGUGGAGCAUGUGGUUUGAUGAAGAGGACCGGUUGGAAGUGUGGGAGCUGGCUGGCUGCAAACAGAACGCCCUCCGCGCAAAAGCCUUGAGAGAUUGGCAGAAUAGUGGUGGUAUCAUGAUUAUUGGCUAUGAGAUGUAUCGAAACCUGACCGCGGGAAACAGAUGUAAAAACAAGAAGCAGAAGGCAGCCUUUCAGGAAACGCUGGUUGAUCCAGGGCCAGACCUGGUGAUCUGUGAUGAGGGACACAUCCUGAAAAAUGAGGCCUCUGCCAUAUCUAAAGCCAUGAACCGGAUGAGAACCAGAAGAAGAGUUGUUCUGACGGGUACCCCACUGCAGAACAACCUCACUGAAUAUCACUGCAUGUUGAGUUUUGUCAAGCCAAACCUGCUGGGUACAAGAAGGGAGUUCACCAACCGCUUUAUCAGCCCCAUCCAGAACGGACAGUGUACAGACAGCACACAGGGGGACGUUAAGCUGAUGAAGGCCAGAGCUCAUGUGCUGCAUGAGAUGCUGGCUGGAUGUGUUCAGAGGAGGGAUUAUUCGGCCUUAACAAAGUUCCUACCUCCGAAACAAGAAUAUGUCAUCUCCGUACGAUUAACCAGCAUACAGAUUGAACUGUAUGAGAAGUAUCUAGAACUCUCUGGCCAGGGAGUGGAUGGGGUUUACAACAACAAAGGAGCUCGCUUGUUUGGAGACUACCAGAAUCUGAUGAAGAUCUGGACACAUCCUUGGGUUCUGAAGCUUGCAGAGAUCAGGGAUGAAUUAAAGGCAAAGUAUGAUGAUGAUGACUCCUUUAUUGACGAUGAUGGUAAUACAGAAGACGAGAUGUCAUUCUCUAGUUCCUCUUCAUCCAGUGAGGAUGACAAAGCUGGCAGUGACAGUGGCCAGGAGGGCACGAGUUCUAAAGCAAAGAAACAGAAAGGAACCAGAAGGACUCGGGCUAAAGCAAGGAGAGAUGCAGGAGAAGACAGUGAUCCCGACGAAGUAAUUGCAGAAUGGAAGACAAAGUCUCGCAAAGAAGGGGUUGUCAAUGAUGUAGAGGAACAAGAUAAGACAAUAACCAGGGAUUGGUGGGCGGCAUAUGUCAGCGAGGAUGACCAGCACAAGCUGGAGCUCAGCAACAAGUUGUUCCUGCUCUUUGAGAUCCUCCGCAUGUGUGAGGAGAUUGGAGAUAAAGUGCUUAUCUUCAGCCAGAGUAUUUUAUCUCUGAACAUCAUCGAGAGCUUCCUGGAGGUGAUUGAUGCCAAGUUUCAACAGGAGUGUGAGAACCUUUCAGAGGAAGAUAGAGAGAAGCAGGGCCUCUUUGGCCGAAGCUGGACCAAAAAUUUAGAUUACUACAGAAUGGACGGAACCACAAGUGCCCAGAAUAGACAGAGCUGGGCCACUUCUUUCAAUGAUAUAGACAACUACAGAGCUCGGUUGUUUCUCAUCUCAACCCGUGCUGGAGGCCUGGGUAUCAACCUGGUGGCAGCUAACCGUGUGAUUAUCUUUGAUGCCUCCUGGAAUCCUUCCCACGAUGUCCAGUCAAUCUUUAGAGUCUACCGGUUUGGCCAGACAAAGCCUUGUUAUAUUUACAGAUUUUUGGCCCAGGGAACAAUGGAGGAAAAGAUCUAUGAACGACAGGUGACCAAGCUAUCACUGUCUCAGCGUGUCGUUGACGAACAUCAAAUCGAGAGACACUUUUCAGCCAAUGACCUCAAGGAACUCUACAACUUCCGACCAGACAGAUGGGAUGAUGGCACUGAGAAACCGACAUUGGCUCUGCCUAAGGACCCAUUGCUGGCUGAGAUCUUGACAAACAACAAACAGUGUGUGGUCUCUUUCCAUGAGCACGACUCCCUGCUGGAGAACCAGAUAGAGCAGACUCUGACAGAAGAGGAGAAGAAAGCAGCCUGGGAGGAAUAUGAGAAUGAGAAGAAAGGCAUUAUCGUCAGAGGACCAGGCAUGGAUGGCAAAACCUCCAGCUGGCCAAUGAUGGCAGCAGCACAGCUCUUGAGCAGGGAGCAGAUCGCUGCCACAGUGCAUGCUCUCCGAGAGCAGCUGCCGGAUGUCUCUGAGAACCUCUUCCAGCUACAUCUUCAACAAGCCCUGCGCAGGCAGGUACAGAUCAAGCAAGAGGAGUUGAAACGGGGAGGAACCAGCGGUCAAAUGGGCAUGAAUCAAGCAACACGGAUGAACUGGCCAAGCCAGACCUCAAACAACCCAAUCAGCAACAAGCCAGAGGAAGCGAUAGACCUGGAUGAUAACUAG